AUCACAGUGAGCGAAAACCCAAAUCUAGCCGCCUUGAAAUCCAAAACAAGUGUCAUCCAAAAAUGAUAGUGAAUGUGGAAAACUGAUGCGAUCUGUUUCCUAUCGAAACGACGGUGAUAUUGCAUUUUUCGAAACGCAUCCGCAGCGCUUUUUGGCCGCGGUUGUCAUUUCGGAAUUCAAUUGGAAAUUGCGAUUUUCGUGGGGACAGCGAGCGUCGUCCAAUACAACUUUAGUUAGCCUUGAAUUCGUAUUUUGAUUUCAUUCAAGUGUUGGGAUAGGGCAUGAACUUGAGAUAAAUUUCUUGGUGUUUAGAGUACCUUGCAAAGAUCGUCUUUUCGUUCCGAUAAACCCAGAAUGAUGUGUGUGAGCGGAAAUAACAAUCCGCGACUUUUCCUAUUCAAUGUGAACCGCCAAAUAAAAGUUGAAAUUCGUGCGACCCAGUGACUUUAUUCGGGUUCAGUGUGUGCGAUGGACGUAGGGAUAUAAUUGCUAAAAGAACUCUCUGUACCUGUCUGGUACAGUACCAGAAAUUCAGGUCGCUUUAAUUCAAAAGUGAUGUCUUUAGACACUGAAAGGAAGAAUUUACAGCCGGGAAUUUCCCAGCUCAUGCCAGACCUAGCACUGAGUUUAAUGGGACAUCGUGCGCCUGGUGUAGGCGGUUUAAAUCAUAUCAACAUGCAGCAACCUGUAAACGAAUCAUGGCAAACCAAUCCUCCUCGUCAGACCGGAAGCCCACCAACACAAACUACCUUUCCCGAAAUAACAGCAGGUACAUCAGGAGCAAUCGGUUCAACAAGCACAGCUGUUGCUUUACCUGGGUCUGCAGCUCCAGGGCCCAUUACUACAGUCCCUCCUCCAGUCGAAGCUCCAGUUUUUCAAUGUCCUCGCAGACCAAACUUGGGACGGGAAGGGAGGCCGAUUGGUCUCAAGGCCAACCAUUUUCAAAUAUCAAUGCCUAGAGGUUAUGUUCACCAUUAUGAUGUGAACAUACAGCCUGAUAAGUGCCCAAGGAAGGUAAACAGAGAAAUUAUAGAAACUAUGGUUCAUGCAUAUGGGAAAAUAUUUGGGAAUUUAAAGCCUGUAUUUGACGGCCGGAACAAUUUAUACACCAGAGAUCCUUUACCUAUUGGUAAUUCUAGGGAAGAACUAGAAGUAACUCUACCGGGUGAAGGAAAAGAUAGACUGUUCAGAGUGACAAUAAAAUGGGUAGCACAGGUUUCUUUAUUUGGUCUUGAAGAAGCAUUAGAAGGUAGAACAAGGCAGAUUCCUUAUGAAGCUAUAGUUGCACUUGAUGUCGUUAUGAGACAUCUGCCAUCAAUGAGCUACACUCCAGUGGGUAGAAGUUUCUUCAGUAGUCCAGAUGGAUACUAUCAUCCUUUAGGGGGUGGUAGAGAAGUUUGGUUUGGUUUCCAUCAGUCUGUCAGACCCAGUCAGUGGAAAAUGAUGCUAAAUAUAGAUGUAUCUGCCACUGCUUUCUAUAAAGCACAACCUGUUAUUGAGUUCAUGUGUGAAGUUUUGGAUAUUAGGGACAUAAAUGAACAAAGGAAACCUUUAACUGACAGUCAGAGAGUCAAAUUCACAAAAGAAAUUAAAGGUUUGAAGAUUGAAAUCACCCAUUGUGGAACCAUGAGACGAAAAUACAGAGUUUGCAAUGUGACGAGAAGACCUGCUCAGAUGCAGUCAUUUCCUCUUCAACUUGACAAUGGCCAAACUGUUGAAUGUACUGUUGCCAAAUAUUUCCUUGACAAAUACAAGAUGAAACUUCGAUUUCCACAUUUACCAUGCCUUCAGGUAGGUCAGGAGCACAAACAUACUUAUUUACCUCUUGAGGUCUGCAAUAUUGUGGCUGGGCAGAGGUGUAUUAAGAAAUUGACAGACAUGCAAACAUCAACAAUGAUCAAAGCAACUGCAAGGUCCGCUCCUGAUCGAGAGAGGGAGAUCAACAAUCUAGUUAGAAGGGCAGAUUUCAACAAUGAUGCCUAUGUUCAGGAAUUUGGUUUAACUAUCAGUAAUAACAUGAUGGAAGUAAGAGGUAGAGUGUUACCCCCACCAAAACUUCAGUAUGGUGGAAGGGUAGCUUCUCUCAGCGGACAGGUGGGCUGGCACAGUAAGCAACAGGCCCUGCCAAAUCAAGGUGUAUGGGACAUGAGGGGGAAGCAAUUUUUCACUGGUGUAGAAAUUAGGGUUUGGGCAAUUGCAUGUUUUGCUCCACAAAGGACAGUUAGGGAGGAUGCAUUAAGGAAUUUCACACAGCAGCUUCAGAAGAUAUCCAACGAUGCUGGAAUGCCGAUCAUUGGGCAACCCUGUUUUUGUAAAUACGCGACAGGACCCGAUCAAGUCGAACCUAUGUUCCGUUAUCUCAAGACUACGUUUCAAGCUCUUCAGUUAGUCGUUGUUGUUUUACCUGGCAAAACGCCGGUUUAUGCUGAAGUGAAGAGGGUAGGCGAUACGGUUUUGGGCAUGGCCACCCAAUGUGUUCAAGCCAAAAAUGUCAAUAAGACAUCUCCACAAACACUGUCGAACUUAUGUCUUAAAAUAAAUGUUAAAUUGGGAGGUAUUAACAGUAUUCUUGUGCCAUCAAUACGACCAAAGAUAUUCAAUGAACCUGUUAUUUUCUUGGGUGCUGACGUUACCCACCCGCCCGCUGGAGACAAUAAAAAACCUUCAAUUGCAGCAGUAGUAGGAUCCAUGGAUGCUCACCCUUCUCGUUACGCAGCCACUGUUCGCGUGCAGCAACACAGACAAGAAAUCAUACAAGAACUGAGCUCUAUGGUCCGGGAACUACUCAUCAUGUUCUACAAAUCAACUGGUGGUUACAAACCUCAUCGUAUCAUUUUAUACAGAGAUGGCGUUUCUGAGGGUCAGUUCUUGAUGCUCCUUCAGCAUGAACUAACGGCAAUAAGGGAGGCAUGCAUUAAACUUGAAUCAGAUUAUAAGCCAGGAAUCACAUUCAUCGUAGUACAAAAAAGACAUCACACAAGACUAUUCUGCGCUGAUAAGAAGGAACAAAGUGGAAAAAGUGGUAAUAUUCCAGCUGGUACGACUGUAGACGUUGGCAUAACGCAUCCUACAGAGUUUGAUUUCUACCUUUGCAGCCAUCAAGGCAUACAGGGUACCUCCAGACCGUCCCAUUAUCACGUGUUGUGGGACGAUUCUCAUUUAGACUCUGAUGAAUUGCAAUGUCUAACAUACCAGCUUUGCCAUACGUACGUUAGAUGUACGAGAUCCGUUUCCAUCCCUGCGCCAGCAUAUUAUGCUCAUUUGGUAGCUUUCAGGGCUCGAUAUCAUCUCGUAGAAAAGGAACAUGACAGUUCACGUUUCAGUGGCGAAGGAUCUCACCAGUCUGGAUCUUCAGAAGAUCGUACACCAGGAGCUAUGGCACGAGCCAUUACUGUACAUGCCGAUACGAAAAAAGUUAUGUAUUUUGCUUAAAUUUCAAAAAUCCGAAUUUGUUAGUGAUAAGCGAUGAAGUCGAAACAGGUUAUAAGGUAAUAUGUGCAUGUUGUGGAGUAAGCAAGUGUAUGUAUCUUUCAACUUGAUACCAAAAAGGAGGUAUUAUUUUUCACAUGUGUUCGGAAGUGACACAAACAUCAAUAUUUUUGUUGAUAGAUGUGAUUGAAAUUUUUACUACUUCUAAAGCAAACUAUGGAUUUAUGUCCAUAAUGUUGCACUUUUUUAUUGCAUGCAGUAAAAGAAAGGGUAUAAGGGGAUUCGCUUCUGUAGCACAAAUCACUCCUUAUUAAAUCAACUUAUGAUUUGAUAUAAAUUGGCAGCAAAAUUUGCUUUACUGAAUGUUAUCAAGAUAAUGAUCACUAUAUUGUAACAAAAAUGGUAAGUUUAUGAUCCAAAGGAUGAUUGUGGCAUUUCGUCUGUAUUCCCUGUUAUAUUUUCAAAUCACUGAAAAAGAAAUACUACAUUUUGUUAACUUCGCACAUCAUUACAACUCGGUAAUGCCCAACCUAUUUAUCAGUGAAAAUCUCAGUUCUUAACCCAACAAAAUACUAGUACAAGCAAAGGUCCUGACCCUUUCAUUGGAAUUUUGUUGGGAUGCUCAUUUCCAUUGAAUUCCUGGCGUUCCUUUUGCUGAUCCUUGCUGUUGAACUACAGUUAAAAAUUGUGGAAUAUUGUUGAAUCGUUCAAAGUAUGUUAAAAUGUAUAUUCUCCAACUCUUAAUUUUUCUCACCCUUAAUAGUAAAUAGUUUUUAAGUUGUCAAUUUUAUAUUAGAUAUAAUUUUUGAAAACUUCGAUAUAAAGCUUUAAUGUAUGGAUGUGUGAAAUUGAAAUCUUCAUUAAUUUUUUUUUGAGCUGCGUUGACAAGUAUAAAGUUCAAGCGAAGCUGAGCUAAGGGAUUAAGCAGCUCAUAUUUGUUUUUGUAAUUUAAGCGGGUAAUAUCUUAGUGAAUUAUUAGUUUCGGUGCUCAGUAUGUAUUUCGAGCCUUUCUAUCUCAAGCAAUAUGUAGCAUCAAGUACUACAGGAGAUAAUUCAAACUUAAAACGUUGUUCUUAUCUUAGCUGCCAUAUUGAAAGUUUUAAUAGAAAGGUUCGGAACUUAUAAUUUUGUGACUUUUUAUUGAGAUAUUUAUCUGAAGCGAUACUUUAGGCGCGUGUCCAAAAAAAAAUAUUGAAGCCUCAAUGCCAACUAAUGAUGUCAAAGUGAAAUAUUUAAUUAUCGGAUAGACAAUAUUUAUAAUUUGAAACUUUGAUAUCUCUCUUUAGAAAGUGUUAUAUGUAUAUAAUUGUUAGGUCAAGUUCGAAAUGCAUCUUUCUUUUUUUUUUUUUUCAUAAUUUACAUAAAACAUUCCAAGAUAUUCAUCCCAAGAAUCUAUAAUUUAUACAGUGGUUGAAACUGAAUCACUCAACUUAUUUCUCCAAAAUAAUCUUCAAUUUCGGAACAUUGUUGUUGAAAAUUUCAACAUGUCGAAUAUUAUAAUGAUAUUGAUUCCAAACUAUGAUUCAGAGUUAGAAGGAUUUUAAUCACCGUUUUUUUGUAUGGUACAUGAAAUUGAGGAAUUAUUGACCAAAAGAUUUUUUUUUCCAUUAUGCCUUGUUUAAAGUUCAAUCAUUUGAAUAUGAUCUCGGAAAGAUGUCAAUCUAAAAAUUUAUACAGGUGUCCAUCGGAAGUACCAUUAGAAGUUUACAGAGAAAUAUAUAUUGUAUCUGUUUGAAAUUUUGUCCAAAGAAAUUGAGCUGAUGAACCUUCCUUUUUGAAAUAUUUGCAAGCAUUUGUGACUUCCGGUUAUACCAGGAAUGGAAAACAACUCGCUUAUUUCAAAUGGAAUACUCCCAAUAUUAUUGCAAUUACUAAUUUAUUUUCAAAUUCUAUGUUCAUUUCAUGUGGCUAUGUUGAGUAAUUCAUUGUUCUUUGAAGACAAUGAUAGAUGAAGGCUUGUUAACAACUGUUCAUUUCUCUAUCAGAAAAAAGGAAUGAGUUGAUUUUUUCAAUUUCAAACAGUAAUGUCACACCCCACAUUUGAAUUUAGAAUAAAAAAAAUAGAUAGGAUCUUCUGAAAGUUCAAAUCUAUCUAAUAUCUAUUUAUCAGUAAACUUCUAAUGGGCACUCCCGGUGGGACACCCUGUACAAGCUGGUACAUCCAACAUACAGAAUUACCCAAAAAAAAUAACGAAGGAAGCUUCCAAUGUCCCACUAUUUUUGAUCGAAUAACGUUUCAAUAUUUAUAUUUUAAUCAUUUUUAUUUAAUUUGUGAGCUAUGUUAUAUUUAUGAUACUUGAUAUCAUGAAACCUCAUAAUUUAGAUUUUUAGGGAAAAACUAAUUAUUAAAAGCGGAGUAUAUGGGGGUAAAUAUAUCAUGUAUGUGUAGUCGAAACAAGGAUAUCCUCUGUAUUAGGUAUCUACUCAUCCAAUCAUUGGAGAUUUAUCAUAAUGAACUAUUUUCAAACUUUGGCAUUAGUGUAUGCAAAUGUUAGCCUAUAUUUGGGCCAUGAUGAACAAUGUUGCAAGUCCUGUAAACAAUGAUUGGUUGCGUUGAAGUUUGUACGCUUUAUUAUUUUCAAUUAUAAUGAUUUUCGCUGUAUUUUUUAUAAAUGCAAAAAUGUUUCUAAUUUCACGUCAUCUAAUAUGCUAGUCUUGUAUUUUAUAUUUUUUUGCCUUGCCCAUGUUACAUAAAAAGGUAUUGUAUUUAUUUCCUGUGAUAUAUUUCAAGUGACCAUCAGCUGUAAUUAUUCAGUUAGCUUGAUCCCAAUUGUCAAUCAAUUUAUUCAUCUGUGAUUCAAUCCCACUUCUGGUGAAUAUGUUUGAAAUUUGUAGAAAUCCACUGUUUUUUUUUUUGAUUAAUGUAUUCCAGCAAUUUGAACAAUAGAUUAAUGCAAAACAUAUUCUUCAAUAUAUGAGAACCAGUACUAUUUCAGCUUUGAGUUUAAUUUUCAAGAAGAAAAUAUUUCAAUUACCCAUAUAAUUUUCAAUAUUCUAUUCGUGUUCAACGUGUUAGUGUUUUUAGCGAGUUUUGGUAUUCUACCAGAAUAUAUCAGAUACAAACAAGAACAAGCAACUUCAGCUAAUCAUUUGAUUCCAAACUAAACAAAGAUUUAUAUUUAAUACUUCUUGACAUCUUUGAAUCAUUUAUUUUUUUGUUUAUAUGUGUAUAGACAAGAAACUAUUCAGCAACCAAACAGCUAAAGCUAUCUCGUUGCAAAUGCGUACCAAGAAUGAGUUAUUACCACUAUGUUGAUAUAUUUGAGCACAAUGAACUUGUAUGCAAAAAAAAGAUCAAUUCUAUUAUUUUCGAAUAUCUUCGUAGCUGAUGUUUGCACCAGAUUUUCUAUUUCAAGUAUUACAUAAUUGAGUAGCUUCGUGGGUUAUUCUAAUAAAAACUGAAGGAGAAUACUCAUUAUGAACAAAAAAAAUUUAAGCUUAUAAAAUUGUUAACUUCAUUCUUCAGAAUCCCAAAAGGUGCCAUCAAAUGGAUUUUUUAUAAAAUCUAAAAGUGCUCGCACAUUCCCAUUGUGAAUUUAUCAACAUGUUUUCAGCCAAAAUUUCAACAAGUAGCCUUAAUUAGAGUAUUUUCAAUAGAGUGAAAAAUGUAAAUGUCAUUUUUUCAUUCUUCUGUAAGUAUUUGCAUUUGGAUAUUGUGAUUAGUACCCAUUCUGAAAUAAUUUCUGAGAAUUUAACAUCCAGAAUCAAUACAUUUUCAGCUUCUUUGUUCAUAAAUGAACGUAAAGAAUAACUGAGAAAAUCGCCCGAAUAAUUAAAACUAUCCCGUUUAUAGUUUGCUUGCCAUUCGUAUUGAAAUAUAUGUUUUAUUAAAUCCCAGCCAAGUAAUUGAGAAAGUUAGUAACUAUUAUUGAAAUUAACCUAAGUACAAGUAACUGAAUAAGCGCGUAUUUAUUUUUGUACCGGGUGCAUUCUUCGUGGAACUCUAUGAAGGUAUCUUCUAGUAAAAGGAUAUUUGGUUCUUAAGAUUUAUCGGGUUGAGGGGUAAUUAUUUCAGUGAAGUAAUAUGCGAACUGUUCAUUAUUUUUCAUUUCAAUUCUUAAUACUGAUUAUCAGUUUUCUCUGUUGGUUUAUCUGAUACAAUUGUAUUAUAUGUAUUUAUAUGUACUUUAUAUUUAAAAAAUUUACUAAACGUUUUUAUUGGAAUUCCAUAUUUUCAUUGAAUUUUAUAUUCUAAUGAUAAGCUUCUUCACAAACCUGGAGUUUUGGGCAAUUUUUCAAUUAAGAAUAGACACAUAGCUCAAAUUGUUUGUUUUAGUCACUUUGCAUAUCACAUGUAAACUAACAUUUCAAUUGACACGAUUUAUGUUAGCUGUAACGUACCUUAUGUCUGUAUUUUAACAUAUCUGUUGUCCAUUUAUGACUCAAUUGUUUUAGUUAUUGAUUGAAAUUUGAUUGAGAGCUGUACAAUAUCAUAAAUAAAUGAUGAUUUAUUUUA
Molecule: messenger RNA, 7885 nt
Organism: Coccinella septempunctata (seven-spotted ladybird)
Lineage: Eukaryota; Metazoa; Arthropoda; Insecta; Coleoptera; Coccinellidae
Product: protein argonaute-2
Exons: 17
Coding region: 556-3432 (958 amino acids)
Molecular function (GO): RNA binding; protein binding
Source: RefSeq, a predicted model, not a curated record